Molecule: messenger RNA, 3694 nt
Organism: Chrysoperla carnea
Lineage: Eukaryota; Metazoa; Arthropoda; Insecta; Neuroptera; Chrysopidae
Exons: 13
Coding region: 6-3449 (1147 amino acids)
Molecular function (GO): metal ion binding
Source: RefSeq, a predicted model, not a curated record
CGAAAAUGUCGCGAUUAAAAUUAUUAAAAACAAAAGAACAAGAGUUAAUUAAUGAAAGUGUAAUUUGCAAUUCGUUAAUUAGUCAAGUUCUUGCAAAGAUAAAUACAUCCAUCAAGAAAUUAGAAGUCGAAGACAACAAACCAGAAUUUCGCUCUUUAUAUCUAUCGACGUUAUGCUUAACUGAUAAAAUUAACGAAAAAUUAGUUGAAAUCAAUUUAGAUUUGGAAGAAUUUAUUUCAGAUAAACAAAUAGAUACAAAUGAAUUAGAUAUUUCUACAAAAGCUUCUAAUAUAAAUUUAUUGGAGGAGAAUACAACACCGAAAGUUCUGAAUAUCGAUAAGGAAUGUUUACCUGGUGAUAAUGCCGCAUCGUUGGCUGGAAAUAGUCUUAUCAAGCAGGAAUGUUUAUCAGAUGAAAUUUCUACAAAAGUUCAUCAAUCGAAUAGCCCUUAUAAGACUGGAAAUAUGUCAGAUGAAAACACUAGUCGAAAGAUUAAAAAAUCGAAUCCAGUUCGAAAGGAAAAAUUACAAUUUGAACGAAAUAUCGUCGAUGAUCCUGGCGAAGAUGUACGUAUAUGCAAACAACCUGCAAGUCUUACUCCUGCAAGUUUUUUGAAUCGAAAUGUAAAAAAAAAUACAAGAAAAUCUGAUAAAAAUUCGAAUAUUCAUAAAAAACAUUAUCCACCAAUAAUUAUUCCCGGCAAUCCUCCAGUAUUUUCUCAACAAAACAGUUAUGGGAAUGUGGAUUAUGAAAACAAGAAUCAAAUGUAUGAACAAGAAGUGAAUACUAAUCAAUUCGCCGAUUUAGUUCAUGGGAAUGCGAGAUUAUCUGAGCUUUCAAAAGUUCGAGAAAAUAUACGUGAAAAUGAAAGAUAUCAAGUUUAUGAUCAAGCUUGCCGCAGGAACUGUGAAAACGAAACUUCGAAGGAGAUUAAUCGCGAUAAUGAUGUGGGACAUUAUAAAGACGAAAGUCCUAGGAGAAUACCUAAAAUAGAUUCAUCGUUGGGAAAGUUUGAUGGAACUUUGUAUAGUGACCGGGAAAAAGCCUGUAAGAAACAUAAAGAUAUUAAAACGCAGUAUCAAGAAAAUAUCACACGUAAGAAUUAUGAAGAUAAAGGAAGAGUUGAAGAAACAUCUUAUAUGACUGAAGAAAAUGUCGCACGUAAGAACUAUGAAGACGAAAGAUUGAAGGACCUAUAUAUCCAGGAAAAUGUUAACUCAGACAAUUACGAAGAUGAGACUGCUAUGAAUAUAUCAAAACGUAAAGUUAUGGAAUUUUUAAAUCCAUCUGAUAAAUCACCAUCACGACGUGGCCGUUUUAGUGAACAAAAACGAGCUAUUGCUAAUGGUCCACCUGGUUUUAAAAAAUCCUCGCUAGCCAGUAGUAUAUCCACAAAUGAGGCACAUAAAAAUUGGAAUUUAUUCAGUGCAACGGAUUCAUAUGAUUCGUAUGAAAGUGAUCGAAAUUUUGAAGAAGCCAAUAACGAUAAAGAUUUCAAUACUGAGAAACAAAAAGAUUCUAUGAAUUCGUUACCGAAAUUCGAGAGAGUUAAUCAAAUUGGUUCACCGCCGGAGGAAAAAUUUCCAGUUAAAGAUUGUGAUGUUGAAUUAACGCGAAAUAAAGUGGUUGAAAGUGUGAAGAGUCAUACGGAGACUGAAGAAUGUCAAGAGAAUGUGUUAGAGAUACCUGCACCAGAGGCAUUAGAAUUAGCUCGAGCAAUUCAAGUACCUCAAGAUGCUCAAAAUUUACCAAAAGUUACCAUUGAGAAUGAUGAUAGAUGUAUUGUUACCCAUGCAAAAUCGCCUGUUUGUUUUUACAUAAUAACAGCAACUGCUACGGAAAAUAUCAAUGAUUAUGACAGAUUCCACGAAGAGCUACAAACUUAUUGUGAGAGUAAUGCACGGAAGUUUUCAAAUAAAAAUGAGAUCAAAGCUUCUAAAGCACAUUACUACUGUUGUUUCAAUAAAAUGGAAGAUUACAAUUAUAAUUGGUUCCGUUGCAAGAUUAUUGAUUGGUUGGAUGAUGACGAAAUAAAUGGCAAUAGAGUGCGAGUUUUGGCUGUAGAUGAUGGAUUUGAGAAUGAUGUAAUGAUUGAUCAACUGCGAGAUUAUCCACAAACGAAAUAUUUAUUACCGGAAAUGGCUGUCAAAUGUCGAUUACGUUAUCUAUAUCCAUCAAAAUCAACUAAAAAUCAUAUUUUGGAACAGUGGCCACAAGGCAGUAUUGAGUUUUUUAAUGAUCUCAUCCAAAAUAGUCGUAUAAAUCCAUUUUAUGUUACUGACGUUUAUCGAGGGGCGGAUUGCUAUGAAGUCGAUCUUUGCAAUAAUCAAAGAAUAUCUUUAUCAAGAGUUAUGGUAGAACUGGGUUUUGCAGUUAUUAUAGAACCUGACACUGUAGGCGCUGAAUCUGAUAAAUUAGUGACUAAAUCUGAUAAAUUAAACGAUGAAUCUGAUAAAUUAGACGUUGAACCUAUCCAAAUAAACACUGAAUCUGAGCAUCAAUUGGUAGAAUCCGACUUUAUGAAGGAGCAAAUUAAGCAAGCCCAAGGUUUUACGAUAACGAACAAUGAUGAAAAUCCAUUAGACAAUUUAGAAGACUGUAAGACAAAUUUAAAUGAAGCGAUUUGUGAUCACAUGGAAGGUGGAUAUACUCCAACAGACUACACAAGAUUGUGUAAAUUUACGGAAAAAGAUGGUGAAAAAUGUUUUAAAGGAGAUAACUGUCAUUUUGAGCAUAAAAUACCAGAUCCAGAUGGUUGGACAAGUGAUAAAGUAAGAGCAUUUACGGUGACAUCUGAAAUUGAUGAGCCAAAGAUUGGAGAUCAAUUAACAAUAAUGGUUACGUUUAUUAAAACAGUUUGUCGAUUUUAUGCUCAUAUUAAACCAUCCAAACAAAAACGGCAAAUGUAUUCUGCUUCAAAAAUAAUUCAUACUGCUAAUCAAUUUAGUAAAUAUAUUAAUAAACCAGAGAAUAUAAACUGUUUGAAAAAAUUGAAAAUACUACCAGCUGAAGGACAAUUGGUUAUAGCGCGAUCACCCGACGACGAUAAAUGGUAUCGGGCUAGAGUUCUAAAUGUAUGUUCAGAAGAUGAAUUUGACGUGAUUUUCAUUGAUUAUGGUGAUGAUUGCACUGUGAGAUUCAAUGAUUUAAGAGAAAUUCAACAUGAACAUUUAGGUUUACCCGAACAAGCGGUAGAAUUUCGUAUUUCAGGUAUUGAUCCAAUAAACACAAGAGAUCCCGAAUACAUGUUUAAAGCAGCAAAACAUUUUGCCGAUUUUACUAUAGAUCACGUAUUAACAGCCCUUGUUAUAAAUACGGGAUAUCCGAUAGAAGUGGAAAUAUACACUGAUGAAGGUGUGAAUAUUGGUAAUUACCUGAAAAUGCAAAAUCUAGCUAAAGACCGUGAUACCUCUUACUUACCUAAAGUGGGCCAAAUGGCAUUAGAAUAAACUGCCAUAAAUAGAGAAGUUACAUUAAUUUUUUAUAAUAAGUCCCAUUUUUUUUAUUAAUUAUUAAAAAUAAAUACUUAUAUUUUUUAAUUUAAAAACGGUAGUGACGAAUUUACAUGCGUUUUGAGACUGUGAGCCAAUCGGAAUCACGCUAAAAUUCACAUUCUGCCUCCCAAGAGAAGCAGAAAGUACGUGCUUUUGGUCGUGGAUAAUGAAAAACUUCUCUAUUGAAAAUAAGACUGUUA